Molecule: messenger RNA, 1784 nt
Organism: Thermothelomyces thermophilus ATCC 42464
Lineage: Eukaryota; Fungi; Ascomycota; Sordariomycetes; Sordariales; Chaetomiaceae
Exons: 7
Coding region: 323-1597 (424 amino acids)
Biological process (GO): biosynthetic process
Cellular component (GO): mitochondrion; cytoplasm
Molecular function (GO): L-kynurenine:2-oxoglutarate transaminase activity; pyridoxal phosphate binding
Source: RefSeq, a predicted model, not a curated record
UGGGGACCCACCUCCCGAAAGCAAGAAGGGUUCGAGUUGCCGAUGACGGACGAGCACGGCCGUCUCGAAGCGCGCAAAUCCCGGGUCCAUUUUCCGAACAGCGCCGAGCCAAGUUAUGAGUGUAAUAACUCCUUCCCUUCUCUUAUCAUAGUGGUAAGAAGCCGGUCUGAUGAGCUCUCCGUUCCUGGUUCGCGCUCUCCUACGCCGACCGCGACCCCGACCCCGACCCGUGGCUUCCGCUCUCAGUCUCACUCUCACUUCGGCUCUCACUCUCACUCGCGUUCCCUUUCUCGCGCGACGACAGUUGCACACCACGCCCGCCAUGACUGAGAAGCUGAAGCCCGCCGCCCGUGUCUCGGGUCGGCGCCAGGAUGUGUGGAGCAUCAUCAACGAAGCUGCCGCCGCCUCCCCCAAGCAGCCAAUCGUCAACAUGGGCCAGGGAUUCUUUGGGUACAACCCUCCAGACUUCAUCCUGAACGCCGCCAAGGAGGCUCUCAACCGGGUCGAGUGCAACCAGUACUCCCCCACCAAGGGCAGGCCGCGCUUGAAGAAGGCCAUCUCUGAGGCCUAUGCCCCCUUUUGGGGCCGGAAGCUCGACCCAGACACCGAGAUCACCAUCACCACGGGGGCCAAUGAAGGCAUGUUGAGCGCCUUUAUGGCCUUUAUCGAGCCCGGGGACGAGGUCAUCGUGUUUGAGCCCUUCUUCGACCAAUACAUCAGCAACAUCGAGAUGCCCGGCGGCAAGAUUGUCUACGUCCCAAUGCACCCACCCAAAGAGGGCAACGUCAAGACCCUCUCGGCCGCAGAAUGGACCAUCGACUUUGACGAGCUCGAGCGCGCCAUCACGCCGCGGACCAAGAUGCUCGUCCUCAACACUCCCCACAAUCCCGUCGGCAAGGUCUUUUCCCGUGACGAGCUGCAAAAGAUCGCCGACCUCUGCCUCAAGCACCAGAUCAUCAUCCUGUCCGACGAGGUCUACGACCGGCUCUACUACGUCCCCUUCACCCGCAUCGCCACGCUGUCGCCCGAGGUCGAGCAGAUCACCCUGACGGUGGGAUCUGCGGGCAAGAACUUUUAUGCCACAGGGUGGCGCGUCGGCUGGCUCAUGGGCCCACCACACCUGAUCCAGUACGUCUCGGCCGCCCACACCCGCAUCUGCUACUCCUCCGUCUCGCCAUUGCAAGAAGCCUGCGCAAUCGGCUUCGAGCAAGCGCCGGCCCACAACUUCUGGGAGGAGUCGAUCGCCUCGAUGCGCCACAAGAUGAACCUCUUCAACGCCGUCUGGGAUGAGCUCGGCAUCCCCUACUCGGAGCCCGAGGGUGGCUACUUCGUCAUGGUCAACCUCUCGGCCGUCCAGAUCCCCGACAGCUACCCCUUCCCGCCCCACGUGGCGGAGCGGCCUCGCGACUUCAAGCUGGCCUGGUUCCUCAUCCAGGAGCUCGGCGUCGCCGCCAUCCCUCCCAGCGAGUUCUACACCGACACCAACGCCCACAUCGUCGAGGACUACCUGCGUUUUGCCGUAUGCAAGCCCGACGAGGUGCUCGAGGAUGCCAAGGAGCGGUUGAGGGGGCUGAAGCCUUUCCUGAAGAAGGAUUGAUAAAAAAAAAAAGAAAGAAAGAAAUUGUGGGAUCGGUUACCUACGGCCGCUAUUAGACUUUUUAUUUCAAUCUGACGGACUCACAUGGUUUUGGGACAGCUUCUUCAAUGCCUUGCCUCUCGACAUACGUGACCGCCGUUCGUGAGCCUGUAAUGUGUCACAUUUGGUUCAGUACUGAGCAAGGCCA